This is a messenger RNA of Ictalurus furcatus (blue catfish), 3703 nucleotides long. RefSeq names its product tetratricopeptide repeat domain 7B (gene ttc7b). NCBI's taxonomy places the organism in Eukaryota, Metazoa, Chordata, Actinopteri, Siluriformes, Ictaluridae. Gene Ontology annotation, molecular function: protein binding. The transcript has 20 exons. The coding region runs from base 83 to 2602 and encodes 839 amino acids. The record is from RefSeq and is a predicted model, not a curated record. Gene Ontology annotation, biological process: protein localization to plasma membrane; phosphatidylinositol phosphate biosynthetic process. Gene Ontology annotation, cellular component: plasma membrane.
GCGCGCGGUGUGGAGGUGCACUGCAAUUACAGCUGACUGCGGCUCCGAGACGCAGCCACAGAAUAAACACUGAAUAAACACCAUGACAGCCCGAAAAUCCGGCUCGCGGAUAGAGACAGAAAUAGAGAGAUGUCGUUCAGAGGGACAGUGGGACAAAAUCCCCGAGCUCGUGCGGCAGCUUUCUGCUAAACUCAUUUCAACGGAUGAUGUGGGUGAGUUGUUAUUAGGUGAAAUGAAGUUGCAGCAGUUCCUGAAGGAGAACCCAUUAAAACAGAACUGCAGCCCCAGAACGGCUCGCCCUCCGCUGACCGAGGCCCGCUCACACCUCACUAAUGCCCUACAGCGAGGGAACCUCCGGACGGAGCUGCUGCAGGAGGCCAAUGUGCUGAUGGGGAAGCUGUGUUAUGUGGAAGGUGAUUACAGUGAGGCCCUUACUCACUUCAACCGAGUGAAUUUGGACGAUAUGCAACUGAGCAGCGCUCCAAUUUACCGCCUGGCCAUGAUUGCUGAAGCCUAUGCCACCAAGGGUUUGUGUCUGGAGAAGACGUCCACCUCCUGUCCACCGUCCAGCUCUGAGGGAGAUCAGGAGAUCAUCACCUGCUACGAGAAGUCUGGAGAUAUCGCUCUGCUGUACCUGCAGGAAGCUGAGAAGGCUCUAAGCGCUGGAAUGCAGAACCGCAGUCCCAAACCCGGCCCCGUCUCACAGGAACAGGAACUCGGCUUUUUUCUGGAGACGGGACUCCAGCGUGCUCACGUUAUCCACUUCAAGAACGGUAAUCUGACCCAUGGUGUUGGACGGUUUCGAGAGAUUCUCCGUGCUGUGGAAACGAGAACCACACAGAACCUUCGUAUGACUAUAGCGCGUCAGUUGGCGGAGAUCCUGCUCAGAGGGAUGUGUGAACAGAGUUAUUGGAGUCCGCUGGAGGAUCCACCUGCACAGUCUCCACUCGAUGAGCCGCAGUGUACACACACACACCCCGAGUACACACUGCCUCGCCGAGCACGUAUCUACACGGGGGAGAAUCUGUUUUGUCCUCAGGAGAACACAGAAGAAGCUCUGCUGCUGUUACUGAUUAGUGAAUCUAUGGCUAACAGAGAUGCAGUGUUGAGUCGUAUACCUGAACACAGUGCUGAUCGGGUGUUGAGUCUGCAGAGUGCGUCUGUAGUAUACGAUCUGCUCACCAUUGCUCUGGGACGUCGGGGCCAAUACGAGAUGCUCUCUGAGUGUUUGGAGAGAGCGAUGAAGUUUGCGUUUGAGGAGUUCCACCUGUGGUACCAGCUGGCGCUCUCACUGAUGGCAGCAGGAAAGUCUGCGCGGGCGGUGAAGGUGUUAAAGGAGUGCAUGCGUCUGAAGCCAGAUGAUCCCACCAUCCCUUUGCUCGCUGUGAAGCUGUGUAUCGGAAACCUGCACUGGCUGGAUGAGGGUGAGGGUUUUGCUAAGAUGGUUGUAGAGAUGCAGGAUAAAGCAGCAGAGUUCAGGGCAAAGGGCUUCCUCGCACUCGGCCUCGUUUACAGCCUCAAAGCUACAGACGCGUCUCUGAGGAGUGCACAGGAGGAGUAUCAGAAGAAAGCUCUGUCAGCGUUUCAGAGAGCUCAGUCUCUUGCUCCUACAGAUCACCUGGCUGUGUUCUACCUGGCUCUGCAGCUCGCAGUGUCUCGGCAGAUCCCCGAGGCAUUGGGGUAUGUGCGUCAGGCUCUCCAGCUGCAGGGGGAUGAUGUUCAUUCGUUGCACCUCCUGGCUCUGCUGCUCUCCGCUCAGAAGCACUACCACGACGCCCUCAACAUCAUCGAGAUGGCCCUCAGCGAGUACCCCGAGAACUUCAUGCUGCUUUUCACUAAGGUGAAGUUGGAGACGUUGUGUCGCGGCCCUGAAGAAGCUCUGCUCACCUGUAAACACAUGCUGCAGAUCUGGAAAUCCUGCUACAACCUUACCAACCCCAGUGAUUCGGGGCGGGGCAGCAGUCUGUUGGACAGGGCUGUGGCUGAUCGGAGGCAACUGAAUGCCGUCACACUGCCAGACUUCAGUGACCCAGAGACAGGCUCAGUGCAUGCUCCGUCAGUAGCAGCAUCACGGGUGGAGCAGGCUCUGUCUGAAGCUUCCUCUCUGCAGAGCAGCACUCCUAAACACGGACCCCUGCACCCCUGGAUGACCCUCGCUCAGAUCUGGCUACAUGCAGCGGAGGUGUAUAUCGGGAUGAUGAAGCCGGCCGAGGCGAUGGCGUGCACUCAGGAGGCAGCGAGUCUGUUCCCAACAUCCCAUAAUGUCCUGUUCAUGAAGGGCCAAGUGGCCGAGCUCAGAGGAAACCUGGAGGACGCUAAACGCUGCUAUGAGGAAGCUCUGGCUAUAAGCCCCGCCCACAUCCGCAGCAUGCAGAGACUGGGGGUGAUCCUGUACCAGCUGCAGAGGUUCUCGUUAGCGGAGAAGGUUUUGUGUGAAGCCGUACAGCUGUGUUCCUCGUCUCAUUUGGGCUGGCACAGUCUCGCUGAGGUGCUGCAGGCGCAGGGCAACAUGGCCGCUGCCUCCGAGUGCUUCCUCACCGCGCUGCAGCUGGAGGCCAGCAAUCCCAUCAUGCCUUUCACCAUCCUGCCCCGUGCACUCUGAUGCGCACACGCGCACACACACCCCUACCUUCAAACACCGCUGUACAGUGUUACUCCUCUCAGUGUACUGAAGCUCUUAAGUGUAGUGUGUUCAUGUGAAAUGCUGUUCUGUAUAACCCUAACACACACAGUGUUACUAAUCCAUGAUGCAUGUGUGAGGCGCUGUGCGUUCAUGAAUAUUCAUGUAUGUAAAUAUGAAAUAUAUAAUAAAUUUAUAAACACACAGGUUCUGUAUGUAAUUAAGUAAUUUAAUUAGUUGGUUGCCAAUAUUAAUUAACAUCCUCUUCAUGUUCAUGAUAUGAUUAUAAUACUGUAUAAAAGAGUUCUGAUACAUUUCUCUCUCUCUCUCUCUCUCUCUCUCUCUCUAUCUAAAUUAUCUGUUUAAACACAAACGCUACUGAAUCUGUGAGUGAAUCUUUUUAACUGUCCAUUGAAGUGAACUCCCCCAUUAAAUCAAGUUGUGAUUCAUUUGAUUUGUCACUUGACUCGUGCAGAGUUCAGAGACGCGGUGCACUCAUUCAGGGCCACGGUUCAGGCGUUCAGAGACAUAGUGCAGGCGUCGAUGUCAUGGUAUUAUUGUCAGAGAAAUGUGGAAAAGUUUGAAUGCAAGUGUUCACUAGUGAAUCGUUCACAGUGAUGAUUUACUUAAAGGAGUCAUUCAGUUAGAAUGAAUCAUUGUUGUAUCAGACAUCACUACACAACAGUUUAAAAAAAGAUCUGUGUGUUUCCCCCCACUCCAGGGUCAGCUCAUCUGAGCAGGUAACACACACCUCCUGCUCAUCAUCACCUGUCUCAGGUGAGCAGGAAGUAAACACAUAAAGGUCCAUAUCAGAGCAGUAGACAGGUGAUGUCAUCAUUCUAUACACAGACAGAAUCUGCAACAAUGCCAAUAAAAUAAUUCUGUUUCAAACCGCGGGUUAGUGUUUUCUCUCUCACACACAGACACUCUCUCUCUCUCACUCACUCUCUCUCUCUGCUCUCAACACUCAUUCAUCUAUGUAUUCCUGUAUUCAGAGGUCAGGUCAGCUCUCACACAUACACAUACACACACACUGAUGCUGAUGGUGGAAACAUGAGCAAACCCUGUGCCAACUGUCCAUUA